AUGACCUUGGCAGAGAAGGCGUCCGAGGACCCUCAUUUGCGAGACUUGAUGAAACGUGUGGCGGCUGGUGAAGCGAAGCCUGAUGAGUUAAGCAAUUUCCAGAAGAUCAUUGAUCAGAUCACGGCAGAGUACAAGAGAAAAGGCGGACAGCAAGGCCCUUCAGCGGACAGGCUGUUGGUCGAUGGGCGGACAGUCAAGUAUUUUGCUGACGAGGUGCGAACUAUUUUGGACAUUGUGCUCGCCACCAAUCCACGGCAAAAGUCGAGUGAGCUGCUUCCUCCUCGCGGGAGCGACCCUCUGGUUGUUGCACUGGUGAGGACGGCGCUUGAUGACGCCAAGGUGCGGGCCAUGAUUCGAAGGAUUGCCGAAGGCCAGCCGGGGUUUACAGACGCGACCGACCUCAAGGCAGCCCUUGAUAGGCUGCACAAAGACCUUAGGGGCGGGCAAACCACCCCUCAGCCUCAGACUCCGACGCCGCAAACUCCUGUAAACGGCGUUCCGAAUGGCCACGGCACCAAACCACCGGCACCAGCGCCUGCUGCUUCCCCAGCUCCAGCUACUGCACCGGCAACCACGCCGCAACUUCAGCACCCCCCUCAGCAGGCUUUACGGUCAAAGGGUCCUCCGCCACCUGCGAGACCUGACAUUUCAGGCGUCUGCCUCGACUUUACGGGCGGGAAUGGCGAUCGAUACCUGUUCCCAAAGUAUAGCAUCCUGGAGUAUCUUCCUGGCGGACAGCAAGUCAUUGCGUCCUUCCUCAUUGUUCGCAAGGGCAGUCAGCUGGAAUAUGGCGGUGACGCGAAGCUCGACUAUUAUCAGCCAGUCACCAUCCGGAUAUACGCCCAUUCUGGUCGCCACCUCGAGUACCUCCAGAGGGUUGUGGCACCCCCUGAUGAGGUCAGGAGGUAUAUGGACGACGUAAUGGACAACAUGACUAGGGCUGAGUACGUGCUCCUCGCCAUGCGUCUCCCCCGAGGCGAGCGAGAACCCGACGGCGAGCAAAAUGGCAAAGAAGCCACUGGCGCAGGCACGCAAAUCGGUAAACCCGAACCCUCGGUGCCUGAACAUCCUGCUCCCAAGCAGCAGUCCGUGUUGUGGGGUCCGAUGACAUCCAAGUUUGUCCAAAAAUUCAACAAGCAGUGGUUUGAAGAGUGGAAGAAAAGCGAAAAAGCCAGCGACAAGAGGGCCCAUGACAUCUUCCGGGAGGCCUGUGAGGCCGUUGGUCGUGACCCCAUGGACAAGGAUAUAGAAUACGAGAAGAUGAUUGAGCUUUUGGCAGCUAAAGACGCCGAGUCAUCAUCUUAG
This is a messenger RNA of Colletotrichum spaethianum, 1305 nucleotides long. RefSeq lists its product as uncharacterized. Gene Ontology annotation, molecular function: ATP-dependent H2AZ histone chaperone activity. Gene Ontology annotation, biological process: chromatin remodeling. Gene Ontology annotation, cellular component: Swr1 complex. NCBI's taxonomy places the organism in Eukaryota, Fungi, Ascomycota, Sordariomycetes, Glomerellales, Glomerellaceae. The transcript has a single exon. The record is from RefSeq and is a predicted model, not a curated record. Bases 1 to 1305 code for a protein of 434 amino acids.